Messenger RNA from Fulvia fulva, 1170 nucleotides. Its product is annotated as Lysine acetyltransferase. The transcript has a single exon. Lineage: Eukaryota; Fungi; Ascomycota; Dothideomycetes; Mycosphaerellales; Mycosphaerellaceae. The record is from RefSeq and is a predicted model, not a curated record. The coding region runs from base 1 to 1170 and encodes 389 amino acids.
AUGGACAGCACAGGACUUCCGAGUAAAGAGUCUCCGGACCUUCGCCUUGUUGUCGCGACCUACGAGGAACUCAUCCAGCAGCAACAUGCGAACAGCGAGGAAUGGCGCGGCGCACUAUCCCACGAGCAGUACCUCCAACGAGAAUCGAUUCUGUACGAUCAAGACCUCACAAGAGACGGCGGGCUAACGCCAUGGGCGCUUGUCUAUCAGCCGGACUCCAAUGGUCCGCGGCAGGUCCUGUGUGGUUGUGAAACUCUCAAUAAGAGGGCGCUGGUGGCUCUGGAUGGGAAGGUAGAAGACGUGAUAUGCCAUGGGGUUGCCUCCGUCUUCUGUCCACCGAAGUACAGAGGCAAAGGCUAUGCUGGACGAAUGAUGGAAGACCUCGGAAAGAAGCUUAGAUCAUGGCAGGUGGACAAUGGCAAGGCUUGCCUUUUCAGUAUCUUAUACUCUGACAUUGGCAAGGAGUUUUAUACAGCAAGAGGCUGGCAUCCAUUUCCGUCCGCACAGAUCAUCCUACCGGCAGCGGCGGAGCAGUCUUCGAAGGACGCUCGACCGCUCGGGGCCGAAGAACUUUCUGAGUUGUGCACGGCAGAUGAGGGGCUUCUGCGCAAGAAGCUUUCUGCCUUGAAAGAUGCAGGACGGACGGUGGUAGCAACCGUACCAGAUCAUCGGACACUAGCCUGGCAUCACGCUCGAGAGGACUAUGUGGCAAAGCAGCUGUGCGGCAAACAACCUCAUGUCAAAGGUGCUAUUGUCGGCGAUGAGCCGGGAAGGCGUGUCUUCGCAUACUGGACGCGAGUCUGGACUAAUCCACAGGAAGAUGGUCCCAACACAUUGCACAUUCUUCGAAUCGUUGUGGAGGAGGACACGUUGUCGGACAUUGUUCCUGCUUCAACGGAAGUCGUUGCGAAAGUGAAAGACAGCCGUGUUACACAUGCCCUCGCAGCGGUCCUUUCAGUCGCACAGUCUGAGGCCGCAAAGUGGGACAUGAAGGAAGUAUCCAUCUGGAAUCCUACUUCUGCGACGCUCGCAGCAGCACAAUUAACCAACCCUUCGGUGGCGAUCCAGCAUCGCGAGAAGGAAAGCAUCACAAGCCUGCAGUGGUACGGCGAGACUGGGUCGUGGCAGGACAUAGAUUGGGUGUGCAACGAAAAGUAUGGGUGGUGUUAG